Molecule: messenger RNA, 1420 nt
Organism: Macaca mulatta (Rhesus monkey)
Lineage: Eukaryota; Metazoa; Chordata; Mammalia; Primates; Cercopithecidae
Gene: UNC119
Product: unc-119 lipid binding chaperone
Biological process (GO): negative regulation of clathrin-dependent endocytosis; lipoprotein transport; mitotic cytokinesis
Cellular component (GO): spindle pole; spindle midzone; centrosome
Molecular function (GO): lipid binding
Source: RefSeq, a predicted model, not a curated record
ACCUGGAGCCCCGGCCGGGGGCGGGGCUGCGGACGCUCCCCCUUCCUCCGGCUCCAGCCGGCGCAGGCAGCGGCGGCAGCAGCAGGCGAGCCGCGGCCCGGCGAGGCCAUGAAGGUGAAGAAGGGCGGCGGUGGGGCCGGGACGGGGGCGGAGCCCGCUCCCGGGCCCUCGGGCCCGAGCGUGGCCCCCAUACCAGAGCCGCCGGUGGAAUCUGAAUCUGGGUCCGAGUCGGAGCCGGACGCAGGCCCAGGGCCCAGGCCGGGGCCGCUGCAGAGGAAGCAGCCGAUCGGGCCGGAGGACGUGCUGGGGCUGCAGCGGAUCACGGGUGACUACCUGUGCUCCCCUGAGGAGAAUAUCUACAAGAUCGACUUCGUCAGGUUUAAGAUUCGGGACAUGGACUCAGGCACUGUCCUCUUUGAAAUCAAGAAGCCCCCAGCCUCAGAGCGGUUGCCCAUCAACCGGCGGGACCUGGACCCCAAUGCUGGGCGCUUUGUCCGCUACCAGUUCACACCUGCCUUCCUCCGCCUGAGGCAGGUGGGAGCCACGGUGGAGUUCACAGUGGGAGACAAGCCUGUCAACAACUUCCGCAUGAUCGAGAGGCACUACUUCCGCAACCAGCUACUCAAAAGCUUCGACUUCCACUUUGGCUUCUGCAUCCCCAGCAGCAAGAACACCUGCGAGCACAUCUACGACUUCCCCCCUCUCUCUGAGGAGCUGAUCAGCGAGAUGAUCCGUCACCCGUAUGAGACCCAGUCUGACAGCUUCUACUUCGUGGAUGACCGGCUGGUGAUGCACAAUAAAGCAGACUAUUCCUACAGCGGGACGCCCUGACCCCAUGGCUGCUCUGACCCCAGGAGGCUCCGGUUCUGGGCUCUGAGCUGUGACCUCCCCAACACUCACCCCUCAACCCCAAGUCCUCUGCUUGGGGAGUGCUCCAGGAGCCCCGGACCCUGAGUCAAUGUUGGGAGGAAGGGUACCUGGUGUCCCCAGUCAAGCCGGUGAAGCCCAUGGGGCUGCUAUAUGGGGUGGGGUCGUAGGGAGGCUGUUUGCCUCCAUGUCUAGGAAGGCCUGUGAGAGGAGCAGUUGGGACUUCCGGACAACUUAGCUGGGCCCUACUUGGACCCAAGUUUCAGAAUAGUGUUCCCCUAUCAAGGCUGUGACUAGAUCAGGCAGGGAUCCAUUCCCUGUCCCCUGCCCGCUACCUUCAGGCCAUUUAGAGUUGUAAAUUUACAAAGAUCCACGGUGGGCUCCAGCUGCCAAGCCACCCAAGGGAGUCUGGGCCCUAGGCCCAGCCCCAUCUCUCCCCAUGAGGGGCCAAGACACUGCCUGAGGUGUGGGAGGGACUGGCUGAGAUUGCAGCCCAUUGUAGGAGCUGGACCAACUGUAUAUAGUUUUCAAUAAACUUUUUCCUUUUCUGUUC